AUGUCUUUGAGACUAUUUACACGUAAUGCUUUGAGAUUCGCUCAGGUUGCUAGUCAUGCUCCUGCUACCAGACCAAGCGCCGCUUUGCUGAGCCGUGCAGCGGUUGUCCGCCCCCUACAUGUUUCGGCGAUGGUCUGUAACAAGCAGAGCCAGCGCGUCGCUGAUGUUCUCGGCAGUGAAGUUGCCCUAGAGACUGAAGAGGCUUCUCAAGAGGUUCCCGAGACCGUUCAGACGUUUCUUGAAAAGACCGGGUUCAAGACGAAGCUGACGGCCGGUAAGAACCUUGCUGAAAUCACGCGCGCCACCAGCGACGGCGAGACUGUUCACGUGUUCUUCGACGUGGCGCAAGUGGCCAAUCUGCCAUACGAGGCGACUGCGCUGGAAUCCGAGAUGCCAGCUGCCGAGGAAGAAGAGGACUACGAUGGUAUGUCCGACAACUUUGCCAACGUCAAUGUUGUUGUCGUCAAGGACGCAGAAAACAGCGCUGUGUCUUUCGAACUGUUGAUGAACCUUCAAGAGGGUACCUUCUACGUUGACAGCGUCACGCCAUACUCCGAUGCGGCCGCCGCGCUCAACGAGUCUGCCGAAGCCGAAGUUGCUCGUGAGCUCGUGUACCACGGUCCACCAUUUUCCAACCUAGACGAAGAACUUCAAGAAUCUCUCGAAGUUUACUUGGAGAGCAGGGGCAUCACCGACGAGCUCGCUUCUUUCAUCGGAACAUACUCUGAAUUCAAGGAGAACACCGAGUACAUUCAAUGGCUGAAGAACAUGAAAUCGUUCUUCCACUGA
Molecule: messenger RNA, 789 nt
Organism: Lachancea fermentati
Lineage: Eukaryota; Fungi; Ascomycota; Saccharomycetes; Saccharomycetales; Saccharomycetaceae
Source: the annotation of a GenBank genome assembly